CGCCGAUGUAUCGGCGGUUACUGCGAAUCAUAUGGAAUGUAUAUCAUGUGCUGACCGGGUGGUAUGCAGAGCUGGCGCAUAAAAGAUAAACACCGCAGCAUAACCCCUCAUCCUGAACCUCUUUCUACUUUACUAUUUUACUCUACUACUCCCAAUCAUCCACAAUUUGGCUCAUCACAAUGCACCUCCGCCCAGGACACGCAGAGGCACGUAUCCCAGUGCUACAACAGCUCAUCAGGGAAAACCCUCUGGGCAUCCUAACAACAGCCAUCAAAUCCCCCACCUAUCCCUUCCUCCAAUCCAGCCACAUCCCCUUCCUCAUCGACGUGCCCGAAAACCCCUCAGAGGACAACCCAGGAACCCUCCGCGGCCAUAUCGGCAAACAGAACCCCCAAGCCAAAGCCCUAAUCGACGCCCUCACAACCACCCAGUCCGAAAAAGGUGAUGCCGAAACCCUCGAACUCUCCGACGAAGUCCUCAUCCUCUUCAACGGGCCCCACCACCACUACGUAACCCCCAAGUUCUACACAGAAACCAAACCUGCCACGGGCAAAGUCGUGCCGACAUGGAACUACUCCGCUGUGCAGGCCUAUGGCAAGAUCAAGGUAUACUGUGACUCGAAGUCCGAUGUCACAGGUCGGUUUUUGCAGACGCAGAUUGAGGAUUUGUCGCAGUAUGCAGAGACGGGGGUUAUGGGGUAUGCGUCGCCGUGGAAGGUGGCUGAUGCGCCGGAGAACUAUGUGCAGUUGUUGAAGAAGAAUAUUAUUGGGAUUGAGAUUCGGGUUGAGCGCUUGCAGGGCAAGUUUAAGAUGAGUCAGGAGAUGGGGAAGGGUGAUCGGGAGGGUGUUAUUGAAGGGUUUGAGAAGUUGGGAACGGAGGCCGGUGAGGGGAUUGCGAAGACUGUUCGUGAGAGGUCGGGAUAGGUCUAUUCAGUGUUGGCAAGAUAGCCUUGCGUUGUGUUUAUUGGGGAUUGGCUCUGUACUCGGAUACUCUGUGGACAAAGCUGAAUCCACACUGUUGCAGCACUAGAUCAGGAAGAGGACAGCCGGCAGCAUAG
Aspergillus glaucus CBS 516.65 is the source of this 1057-nucleotide messenger RNA. Its product is annotated as FMN-binding negative transcriptional regulator. The record is from RefSeq and is a predicted model, not a curated record. The transcript has a single exon. NCBI's taxonomy places the organism in Eukaryota, Fungi, Ascomycota, Eurotiomycetes, Eurotiales, Aspergillaceae. Bases 180 to 923 code for a protein of 247 amino acids.